Acinonyx jubatus (cheetah) is the source of this 7475-nucleotide messenger RNA. RefSeq names its product luteinizing hormone/choriogonadotropin receptor (gene LHCGR). Gene Ontology annotation, molecular function: luteinizing hormone receptor activity. Gene Ontology annotation, cellular component: membrane. The transcript is spliced from 11 exons. Bases 46 to 2148 code for a protein of 700 amino acids. The record is from RefSeq and is a predicted model, not a curated record. Gene Ontology annotation, biological process: luteinizing hormone signaling pathway; male gonad development; phospholipase C-activating G protein-coupled receptor signaling pathway. Lineage: Eukaryota; Metazoa; Chordata; Mammalia; Carnivora; Felidae.
GGCACCCGCCCAGCCGCAACAGCCCGCGCUCAGGCUCCGCCGGCCAUGGGGCGGCGGUUCCACGCGCUGCGGCCUCUGCUGGCGCCGCUGUUGCUGCCGCUGCUGCUGUCGCCGCGGGCGCUUCCCCGGGCGCACUGCCCCGAGCCCUGCAGCUGCCCGCCAGACGGCGCCCUGCGCUGCCCCGGCCCACGGGCCGGCCUCACCCUACUAUCACUCACCUAUCUUCCUAUCAAACUAAUCCCAUCUCAAGCUUUCAGAGGACUUAAUGAGGUGGUGAAAAUUGAAAUCUCUCAGAGUGAUUCUCUGGAAAAGAUAGAAGCUAAUGCCUUUGACAACCUCCUCAAUUUGUCUGAAAUACUGAUCCAGAACACCAAAAACCUGGUGUACAUCGAGCCUGGAGCAUUUAGAAAUCUGCCCCGGUUAAAAUACCUGAGCAUCUGUAACACAGGCAUCCAAGAGCUUCCAGAUGUUACGAAGAUCUUCUCCUCCGAAUUUAAUUUCAUUCUGGAAAUUUGUGAUAACUUACACAUAACCACCAUACCAGGAAAUGCUUUUCAAGGGAUGAAUAACGAAUCCAUAACACUCAAACUAUAUGGAAAUGGGUUUGAAGAAAUACAAAGUCAUGCCUUCAACGGGACGACGCUGAUUUCCCUGGAGCUCAAGGAAAACACACACCUGGAGAAGAUGCACAAUGGAGCCUUCUGGGGGGCCACGGGGCCUAGCAUCUUGGAUAUUUCAUCCACCAAAUUGCAAGCCCUGCCUAGCUAUGGGCUGGAGUCCAUCCAUACACUCAUUGCCACAUCAUCCUAUUCUCUAAAAAAACUGCCAUCAAGGGAAAAAUUCACCAACCUCCUGGAUGCCACACUGACUUACCCCAGCCACUGCUGUGCUUUUAGAAACUUGCCAACAAAAGAGCAGAAUUUUUCAUUUUCCAUUUUUGAAAACUUUUCCAAACAAUGUGAAAGCACAGCAAGGAGACCAAAUAAUGAAACACUUUAUUCUGCCAUCUUUGCUGAGAGUGAACUGAGUGCCUGGGAUUAUGACUAUGGUUUCUGCUCACCCAAGACACUCCGAUGUGCUCCCGAACCAGAUGCUUUUAAUCCCUGUGAAGAUAUUAUGGGCUAUGACUUCCUCAGGGUUCUGAUUUGGCUUAUUAAUAUCCUAGCCAUCAUGGGAAAUGUGACUGUCCUCUUUGUUCUCCUGACUAGUCGUUAUAAACUAACAGUGCCCCGUUUUCUCAUGUGCAAUCUCUCCUUUGCAGACUUUUGCAUGGGGCUCUAUCUGCUGCUCAUUGCCUCAGUUGAUUCCCAAACCAAAGGACAAUAUUAUAACCAUGCCAUAGAUUGGCAGACAGGGAAUGGGUGUAGUGCAGCUGGCUUUUUCACUGUAUUUUCAAGUGAGCUUUCUGUCUACACACUCACAGUUAUCACACUAGAAAGAUGGCACACUAUAACCUAUGCUAUUCAGCUGGACCAAAAGCUGCGUUUAAGACAUGCCAUUCCUAUUAUGCUUGUAGGAUGGCUCUUUUCUACUCUAGUUGCCAUGUUGCCCCUUGUGGGUGUCAGCAAUUAUAUGAAGGUCAGCAUUUGUCUCCCCAUGGAUGUGGAAACCACUCUCUCACAAGUCUACAUAUUAACCAUCCUGAUACUCAAUGUGGUGGCCUUCAUCAUCAUUUGUGCUUGCUACAUUAAAAUUUAUUUUGCAGUUCAAAAUCCAGAGCUGAUGGCUACCAACAAAGAUAAAAAAAUUGCUAAGAAAAUGGCGGUCCUCAUCUUCACUGAUUUCACCUGCAUGGCACCUAUCUCUUUUUUUGCCAUCUCAGCUGCCUUCAAAGUGCCCCUUAUCACAGUAACCAAUUCUAAAGUUUUACUGGUUCUUUUUUAUCCUGUCAAUUCUUGUGCCAAUCCAUUUCUGUAUGCGAUUUUCACCAAGGCAUUCCAAAGGGAUUUCUUUCUGUUGCUGAGCAAAUUUGGCUGCUGUAAACAUCGGGCUGAACUUUAUAGAAGGAAGGAUUUUUUGGCUUAUACCUCUAACUGCAAAAAUGGCUUCACUGGAUCAAAUAAGCCUUCUCAGUCCACCCUGAAGUUGUCUACAUUGCACUGUCAAUAUACAGCUAUCCCAGACAAGACUUGCUAUAAAGAAUGUUAACUGUUUUAUCAGUAACCACAUUAUUGAGUAGUACUUAAACAUGUAAAAAAUAAUCUGUACCAGUAAUUUUAACAUAAACAGUUGGUGUUAGGAAACUAUUUAUUCUCAAGCACAUUGAGCAAAAACAAGAUAUCUACCUAGCUCAAAGUGUUGUCCAUGACCAUUGCCAAUCUAAAAACUACUUGUCAUUGGUACAUGAUGACACAAAAUACAAAAACUGAAAGUGUGUAGAAACAUUUCUAGCAAUUUUGACAGAGUAAUUUAAUGUCUGUUGAAUCUAGUGCUUUUGAAUGAGGUGGUAUUUUACAUAUCUUUGCUUCUUUCUCAUUUCACCUUUGUAGUAAUUUUUACUGCAAUUUAUAGUCCAUUACAGAUUUGAAAUUUAAAAUAACUGGUUCUUUUCCUCAGAUAGUUUGAAAAACACACUGCAGAGAUGCACUGUCCAAUCUGGUAGCCACUAGCCAUAUGCAGCUAAAUUAAAAUUAAAAUGUAAUUUCUCUCAUAGAAUUUCUAGAAGAAACUAUAGGCUGUAAUUUCUUUGACAUCGGCCUUAGCAAUACUUUUCUAGAUAGUAUCUUCGGGCAAGGAGAGCAAAAGUAAAAAUAUAUGCAAAUGAUAUAUCUGAUAAGGCAUCAAUAUCCAAAUAUAUAUAUUUAUAAAGAAGUCAACAUCAAAAAAAUCAAAUAAUCUGAUUUUAAAAUGGGCAGAGAACCUGAAUACACAUUUUUCCAAAGAAGAUAAAACAGAUGGCCAACAGACACAUGAAUAAAUGUUCAACAUCACGAAUCAUAAGGGAAAUGCAAAUUAAAACCACAGUGGGAUACCACCUUACACAUGUGAGAAUGGCUACAUUCAAAAAGACAAGACAUAACAAGUGUUGGCGAGGAUGUGGAGAAAAGGGAAACCUUGUCCACUGUUGGUAGGAAGGUAAAUUGGUGCAACCACUGUGUAAAACAGUAUGGGGCUCCUCAAAAAAUUCAAAAUAGAAAUCCCAUCCAACCCAAUAAUUCAACUUCUAGGUAUUUAUCCAAAAAAAAAAAAAAAACACACUAAUUUGAAAAGAUAUAUGACCCCUUUGUUUAUUGAAGCAUUAUUUACAAUAACCAAGCUAUAGAACCAACCCAAGCAUCCACAGACAGAUGAAUGGAUAAAAAAGAUUUGGAAAAUACACACACACAGUGAAAUACUACUCGACCGUAAAAAAGAAUGAAGUUUUGUCAUCCAUGAAUGGAUGGACCUAGACAUGGACCAAAAAGGUACUAUGCUAAGUGAAAUGAGUCAGACAGAGAAAAGAAAUACUAUAUGACUUCACUUACGUGUGGACUCUAAAAAUCAAAACAAACUGAAGAAACUUCCUCAUAAAUACAAAGAACAAAUUGGUUGUUGCCAGAGGGGAGAAGGGUGGCAAAAUAGGUAAAGAGGAUAAAAUGGUACAUAUUUCCAGUUAUAAAAUAAAUAGGUCACAGGCAUAGAAAAGUACAGCGUAGAGAAUAGAGUCAAUAAUAUUGUAAUAACUUUGUAUGAUGAUAGAUGGUAACUACACUUACCUGGUAAGCAUUUUGUAAUUUAUAUAACUGUGAAAUCACUAUGAUUUACACCUGAAACUAAUAUAAUGUUAUAGGGUCUUUACUUCAAUUAAAAAUUUUUUAAAAAUGUUUAAAAACUUUGUGUGAUACUAUAAUGGUGUAUACAGGUCAUUAUACAUUUAUCCAAAUCCAUAGAAUGAAUGCCAGGAGUGAACUCUUAUGUAAAUUACGGACUCCGAUGAGUCAAAAGAGGUUCACCAAUUGUAGGGUAUGUGCCACCCUUGUAGAGAAUAUUGGUGAGGGGGGAGGCCAUGUGUUGUGUGGCAGGGGGAGUGGGUAUAUGGGAAAUCUAUGUACCUUCCACCCAAUCUUGCUGUGAACCUAAAACUACUCUAAAAAAUACAUUUUACUACAAUUAAAAUUUUUGAAAGCAAAAAAAUUAAAAAUUAAAAAAUAAAAUAAGUUGUACACAUCAGUACUCAUCAGCCUAUCUAUACACUUCAGCAUGGUUAUCACUAACCAAGGCUCAAUAUUUAUUUACAUUUUAGGUGAGACUUACACGUAGUAAAAUGGACAAAUACCAAGCAUACCACUUAGUUUUGAGAAGAGCAUACAUCCAUGUGAUCCCAAACCUCUAUGAAGACAUAGAACACUAUCAUCUUCAGAAAGUUUCCUCAUGCCCCUUCUUUGUUAAUCCCUCACUCCCACCACCACCCCAGUGGUAACAAUGGUUCUGAUUUUUUCCCCAUAGAUAAGUUUUGCCUGUUCUAGAACUUCAUAUAAAUGGAAUCAUACAGUAUAUACUCCUGUGUAAGACUUCUCUGACUCAACACAAUGUUUCUGCUAUUCAUCCAGGCUGUUGUUUGAAUUUUCUUUUCAUUGUUGAAUAGUCCAUUCCAUUUCAUUGCCAAGUUAUAUGAAUAUAACACUGUUUUCCACUCUUCCACUGAUGGAUAUCUGGGUUAUUUCCAGUUUUUAGCUCUCCUUUGACAUUUUAUUAUAUAAAUGUAUAGUCAUAACUAGACUAUGUAUUUAAUCCACCUUCAACCUUUAUGUCAUUGUGCAAAGUGAUCCAAAUAGAUAAAAGAUUUCAUAAAAUUUACAAAGUAUCUCUUCUCUGUAUGUUUUUCACAUUUCUGACUUUUCUACUAUAUAACUAGUUACUUCUCUUUACUCUUUACAUUUACAGAUGCAAUCCUCUCUGGUAAGCUAGUGUUCUAGAAUUUGUCUCAGUGAUAUGAGAGAAUACUAAUUAGUUGUGUGCUACAUACAUACACAAUAAACUUUUUGAUUAAUUCAUAAAUCCGAGAACCAAAAGAACUAAGUAAGCAAAAAAGAAGAAGGUAAAACAAAAAAUAAAAUAUAUCCUUGUGGAGAAACCACUUAAAUUAGGUCUUCUUAAAUACUCUUUGAGCCAAGGUACUUGGACACAUACUCUGAAAAUAACUUUUAUGGCCUUUUCCACAAAUAUUUUUAUUCUCUACAUUAUAAUUUAAGUUACAGCAUAGACCUACAGUUUACUAUCUCCCUCAUCCUCUUAUCUUUUCACUCACUAAGACCCGCCAGCUGUUCCUUUCAAUUGUCUUCCACAUCAAUUCUUUAUUUUGCAUUCUUGCUGUCACACAGACACUUCAGGCCAUUCCCCCUUACCUCAGAAGUGCUAUCAAAUCUCCUUCAUUUUUGUUCAUAUCCUAUCUUUGCCAUGUCCAUACUCUCAUAUCCACCACUAAUUAAUCUUCCUAAAAUCCUAUUUCAUCCUAUUACUUACAUGCCAAAGUCCUGAGCAGCUCAUCAGUAUGUAUAAAUUUAAGUUUUAGCUCCUAUCCUAACAUUCAAAGAGCUCCAGAACUCAUUCUCAAAAACCUGCUCACUUGAUCUGCUGCUCUUCUUCUGCAGGCAACACAUUGUCCUACUUGCCUUUCCUUAGCUGUGCCCCAUGCUUCUGCAUUCUGGCACCCAUACCACUAGGACCCUCUGGAAUACACCCUCUUCCUUACCUGCCCUCCUUGGGCACCUUUAAGCCCCAGCCACAGGUUUAUCUUUGCUACCAAGCUCUUCUUAAUUCACCCUCUCCCUAAUCCAUGGAAUUUAAGACACCUCCUUUACCUGAAAUAAAGCAGGGCGUAGACAAUAAAUAAGUGACCCAAAGUGAUGUCUCUCUUUGGACUUCUUUUGCACUUGUCGUCCCUCUCACUCAUUUUUUAUUCUACACGGCUGGGUGUUACUACUUUACACAUCUAUCUCUUAUUUCACCUAUCUUAUAAAUUUCUUUAGUGAUACACUCAUCUCUUUCACUUGUUUCUCCCACUAUAUCUAUCCUAGAAUCUUACACAUAUUAGGUGAUUAAUCAUUUUUUUCAGCUGAUUCACUUUUAUAACUAAAAAAUAAAACAAAUCCUUAUGAAGCAACAUUUCCUUAUGAGAUGGUCUUAUAGAAAGCAUUUGUAUUCUUAAUCUGUGUAAUCCUUCAUACAUAAAUUAUAAAAAUAUCAAACGCUCCAGAAAUUUUUUUCUAUCUUGUGGGGGGGUUUUAUACCAUGCUAGAGAUUAUCACUGGCAGAUUGCCAAAUGACUAAGAAGCAUUAUUUAAUCAAGAAUAAGUCAUCUAAAUUUACAGCAUAUUUUUAAAAGUUACUUUGUCCUCCAUUCCUAACAGUUGCUGUAAAGGGCCUGGUUUUAGUUUCCUCAGAAAUGUAUUAAGUCCAGGGGCACCUAGGUGGCUCAGUCAGUUGGGCAACUGACUUCGGCUCAGGACAUGAUCUCAUGGUUCGUGAGUUUGAGCCCUGCAUUGGGCUCUGUGUGGACAGCUCAGAGCCUGGAGCCUGCUUUGGAUUCUGUGUCUCCCUCUCUCUCUGCCCCUCCCCCACUCACACUCUGUCUCUCUCUCUCAAAAAUAAAUAUUUUUAAAAACAGUUUUUAAAAAUGUAUUAAGUCCACAUGUAAAUUAAGAAUCUUUAUGUCACAAAGAUUUCAAUAAAUGUGUUCCUAACUGGAAAUAAUCUCUUCUUCAAAAUGUCCAAUAUUUUAUUAAUAUUGAGUUUCUUCCUAAGAGUUAUUACCAUAGCCUUCCUAUUUAUAAUUUAGCUUUCUAGUUAUAAAUCACAAAGUUCCCACAUGGCAUAUUAGAGUGUAUUUACAUGAAAACAGCAUAAUAUUAACCUAAUAACAGGAGUCAAAAGAAAAUCACCACUAAAUUCCCCAGCUCACUACUCCAAUUAAAUGUUGCUAUUCAUCCUAAAGUUAUGUAUUUUCCUACACAACUAAAAUUACUGAAACUGAGUGCUUCGGCCAGAACUGUAACCUCUUUGCCCUGUGGAGUGUGAGCUGUGCAGAUGAUUAUGUGCACAAAUUAUAGCACAUUGAGUAAAAUAGGUAAAGAAGGUAUUCCAGGCAAGGUCAUUUGGUCAGUCCCUAAGAGACUAACUGUACAAAUUCAGCAAGAUCUUCUUAGCCUGCAGGGAAAGGUGGAAAGUAUGUAAGAAAGCACUGUAGGAUGUGAGCAUGAGAAAAAGUUUGAAAUCAGAAUUAGGACACAUGAUACUUUCACAAAUUUCAUUUAACACAGAAAACUGUAACCUCUAUAAUAGAGAUACUUUCUCCACUUAUAAAAGAGUACAGGAUGACAUUUGCCAAGGUACUGUAUUUAUAAGAACGUAGAACCUACCUUAUGGAAUUUUGUUAUAAUAUACAGCAAGAAAUGCUCAAGCUUGGACAUAAUGAGUAAAAGUACUAACUACCAUAUCAAAGCCAAACCUCAGAUAAAUACCACCUGUAGGAUUUAUAGAAUAAUUUUUUCUUUAAA